ACCUCGGGCCCCGCCCGGAGCGGAAGGGGCGGGCCGCGCGCGGGCCUUUGUGUGCGCCGCGAGCCAUCUUGGGCUCCGUGCGCGUCCUUCUCUUCCGCCGCGCCGGCCCACGUGACGCCGCCUCGCUCCCUUUCGCCUUGUGACCUGCAUCGGUGGCAGCUCCGCGGGGAGAUCGCGGCGACCCCGGAAGCCGAAGAUGGAACUGUUGACAUUCAGAGACGUGGCCAUUGAUUUCUCUCUGGAGGAAUGGGAAGACCUGGACUCUGCUCAGCAGAAUUUGUAUAGGGAUGUGAUGUUAGAGACCUAUGGAAAUCUGGUCUCCCUGGGUCUUGCUGACUCUAAGCCAUACAUGAUCACCUGUCUGGAGCAAAGCAAAGAGCCUUGGAAUGUAAAGAAACAAGAGUCAGUAGUAAUCCAUCCAGCUGUGUCUUCUCACUUUGCCCAAGAUAUUUCAUCAGAAGUGGGUAUAAAACAUUCAUUCCAAACUAUGACAAAGGGAAGAUACAGUAUUUGUGGCCAUGACAGCUUACACUUAAAAAAAGAAUGGGAAAGUGUAGAUACUGAGUGUGAAGGUCAGAAUGCAAGUUAUAAUGGAUGUAACAAAUUUGUGACAACUAAAGAAAGCAAAGACUUCACUGCCAGCAGAGAUCAACAACAUAUGCUAUCUCCAAAAACACCUGAAUUUAUGCCUCAGCAGUGA
Messenger RNA from Octodon degus (degu), 700 nucleotides. RefSeq names its product putative protein ZNF720. The transcript is spliced from 5 exons. Gene Ontology annotation, biological process: regulation of DNA-templated transcription. Lineage: Eukaryota; Metazoa; Chordata; Mammalia; Rodentia; Octodontidae. The record is from RefSeq and is a predicted model, not a curated record. Bases 197 to 700 code for a protein of 167 amino acids.